Messenger RNA from Lucilia cuprina (Australian sheep blowfly), 3141 nucleotides. RefSeq names its product trichohyalin. The coding region runs from base 410 to 2743 and encodes 777 amino acids. Lineage: Eukaryota; Metazoa; Arthropoda; Insecta; Diptera; Calliphoridae. The transcript is spliced from 8 exons. The record is from RefSeq and is a predicted model, not a curated record.
UUUACAUAGAAAGCAACAAACAACAAAAGACACCAUUCAUUCAUGUUGAGGAAUUUCGACUUACAAACAUACACAUGUAUAUCUAACUGCGACGAUUAUGGACUCGCAUAUUAUACAUAUACAAACAUACAUAUAGAUUCGUUGUACGUGUUGCGACAAGUGUCCUUAACAUAAAGUCAAUGAAUGUAAGUAUUUAUAAUACGUAAGCAUCUCGGUUACUCAAUUCAUUCGACAAUAAGUAUCCAAAAGGAUAACACUCAACACCGAACGAAGCCAACCAAAAAAUAAACGAAGUAACAAUCAUAUAUUCCUAGAAUAAAAGGGAUAGAUAAUAAGAAAGUGUUGAAAAAUACAAAAUAAAGUGAAAUAUAAAUUUGAAAUACAUAAAACCAUUGCCACCUGUUGAUUGAUGAGCAUGAAAAUGAAGGGUAAAAGUCAUUACAUGCUUUUACUGCAACUACUGGUGAUGUUGGCCACAACAACAAACUGUUGGGGUCAACGUUCACCCUUUUCCCUACAAGCCGCUGUUGAUGAACUACAUCGUCAAGAAUAUCCCUUGAAUGCCCCGCCUGUUCAGCAGUCGCAUUUUAUGGCUGGAGCUUUUGGCAGCUCCCCUGAUCAAGACUACUGGGAGGAAGACGCGGCAUACACUUACAACUCGAAAAAACCACGAAAUCGUUUAAAUAAACAACUCGCCAAAUAUUUGGAACGUGAAGCGUAUGACGCUGAUCAUGGCGGUUUGUCACUAGGACCUUUUGGUGGUUACGAAUUCGAUGAGGAUAGUAAUAAACUAAUCAUUCCAAAAUAUCAGGAUGAUCGUAAACGUUCUUCUGUAUUUAGGGAACGUAGUAAUAUUUAUGAUGAUAUGCCUGCUUCACUAUUUCGCGAACGUGAAACACAAGAUAUGCCCGAUCACUCGGAAUUAACAGAUCAGUUUUUGCGUGAAAUUGAAAAGGCUCAAGAGCAUGAACGUCAAGAUCGUUAUAAAGAUGCUUUGCGUAAUCUUUGGGAAAAAUAUCAACAACAGGAGAAUCAAAUAGAGGGUGAUAUCUAUGAGGAACAGAAGAAACGUAUGCGUAUGCCUCCUUAUUAUAUGUUAAUGCAAAGAAAACGUUCUUAUCCAGUAUUGCCUUGGUUGCCAUAUAAUGCUGAUCGUAAGAAACGUUUUCCCGUUUCAAAACGUUCCACCACACACAUGAACAACGAUAGUCCAGCUUUAAGUAAUUUGGAGAAAACUGAUGAAAAUGUCGAAAAAGAAUUAAGUGAAUUAUUUGGCAGUGCUACAGAUGAAAAGAAAAAGAGAUCAAUUGAUAGCAGCCACUCUAAAGCAAGCACCACACAUGCUCCCGAAUCGGAGACUGCCACCACAACUGAUAUGCGUUUAGAAGUGGGAAAUUCUCCUAAAAAUAACAAUACAGAAGAAAAUGUAAAACGAUCAGCAGUUAAUACCCAACACGAGGCAGAUCAUCAUCAACAUGCUGGACACAGCUUAAAAGAACAUAAACAUGGUAAACGUAGUAAUCACGGAACAUCACACGAAAGCCAUGAAGACGAGGGAGAAGAAGAGGAAGAAGAUUCCGAUGAGGAACACGACAGCGAUGAGGAGGAAGAAGAACAUGAGCAUGAACACGAUCACGAAGAACAUGAAGAUGAUGAGGAGGAAGCAAAACGUAAAAAGAAACGUAAUGCCACCACCUCCAAAAAGAAGCGUAAUGUAGAGACUUUAAGGCGUACCAUAGAUGACUUUAAUAUAAUGCGCAGUAAGAAGUCUAUCGAUUGGAGUAAAUAUUUUGGACUCGAUCGUAAAAAGAAAGCAAUGCCUGUGGUGAAUGACAAUAAAGAUGAUGAAAUGAAAAAGAGAAAUACAGAUGAAGAUACUUCCGUGGAAGAUAUUAAUAAGAAGAAAAAACGUAAAUUGGAUCCUGCCAAAUUGGACAACAUGAAUAAAAAGUUGCAAGCAAUUGAAGAUUUUAUUAUAAAUGAAACCAUUAAAUAUACCGGAGCACAUGAAGGUAUUGAUAACCCCGAAGAGAUACAACGUCUUAAGGAUCGUGUGCUGUCACGACUUGCUACCGCCUAUAGUUUGGAGAAAAUGCGACGAGCUUUGGAAAAGUUGCGUCAAUCUGUAGACAAUGAAAAUCAUUUAAUGCGCAACAUUAUCGAUCCUGAUGCGGAUAACUCUCUGGAGAAUAAUUCUCUAGAAGCCGUAAAGAAAGAUAAGUCUCCUGCUAAAGCGCAAAGUUUAAAAAGUGAAGACACAGAAGAGGAUGCCAUGAAAAAGAAAAUGAAAAAGAGCAAUGGUUUUAUGCGUUAUCCCGAUGUGGCAAAUGAAUUUGGAGAAUUUGAAGAUACUCUACAGAGUCCCAAUCGUUAUGAGACCCUAAAUGAUGCCUAUUUGGGUAAUAAGAACUAUAUAUUGGGCACCAAUCAGUGUCCCAUAAUUGAGUCUAUGGCUGAACGUUGCCGUGGUGUGGAUCUCUUAAGUGGUGAUGUAAACCAAGAACUAUUACCUCUUUGUGGAGUUCAUCAGCUUUGUUAUUUAUGUGGUACUUCGCAAAUUGCUUGUGAUUAUCAGUACCUAUCGGAAGCCGAUGCAGUAUGCGGUAAUAAUAACAACGAAUGUCAGGCUGCUGCUAGAUCUGUUUUAAUGAUUUUACGUGGUACUCCCGGACCACAAUUGGGACCACGUGAAUGCAUUAAAAAUUCCUGUUUAUAUAGCGCAAUGCGUGAAAUCGGUCUCUAAACUUAAAAACAUAAGCCUCCCCAAGCAGGUUGUUGUUUUUAUGUUUUUUGCCCAAAAUAAUAAUUUUCAUAAAAUCUCAGUGUAUCUUUUAGAUUUAAGUACAAGAGGAAAAGGAAGAAAGCUUAAAAAAGCAACAUUUAAAGGAGAUCAAACUUAUAUAUAUACACACACAUAUAGUAACUAUAUUAAAAAAUAAUAAAUCAAAAUAAUAUUUAAUAAAUUUAAUAAUAAUAAUGAUCAUAAUUUAACAUAUACUCUUAAAAACUGCAUGUAAUUUAUAAAUCCCCUACAAAACUCAAACCUUUUUCCCAAAAACCUCUCCCAAUAAACCAAAUACAUACUAUAUACAUGUUAUUUAUAUUUUAAUGUAAUUAAUUAUUACUUUAUAUUAAAAAAUA